Molecule: messenger RNA, 1929 nt
Organism: Cuscuta campestris
Lineage: Eukaryota; Viridiplantae; Streptophyta; Magnoliopsida; Solanales; Convolvulaceae
Source: the annotation of a GenBank genome assembly
GCUGCUGAAGAAGCCUCGAAAAGCCAAUCGACUCUGCAACUAGGCGCCACAACAACCCGCCCCGGUUCAUAUUUGCCGGCUUCAGACUGCUUCUCCGCCGUGCCGGACGCCUUUGAUCUCCUAUCCACCACCGCGUUGACUUUCCGUGGCCGACACGCGACUCCUCCCCAGAUUAUACAUUUGGUGGUUUGGAUUUUAGCUGCGUGCAAUGGAUGAGGUUUCUCCAGAAAGUAGAGUUUCAUAUUCUUCUAUGGCUAAUCUACAAAAGCAGAAUGAAAAAUUUUAUGCUGUCGAAGACUACGAUGAUCCUUCUGCAUGGGCAUUAACAGAUCACCCCAACCCAGACAAAAAUGAUCACCAUUAUCCAUACCCAUCACUGGAUUCCGAUGAUUUAAAUGAAGGAGGUUAUGAUUCCAGUGAUGAUCAGUAUGGUUAUGUGCAUCACAGUGGUCCUCCUGAAGUUAACCUGAGAAAUGUGUUGAGUGGGAUAUUUGCCAUAGUUACAGGACGCAAUAAAGGUGCAAUUUCUAAUAUAGCUUCUCAAACGCCCACUUCAAAUGUAUCAUUUCUUGGAUCUGGAAAGAAUGGAGAGGCAUUCUUGCAUUCUUCGGUAUACACACCCAGUGCACCACCACUCAAUGAGCUUAAUGCGUGUGAUUAUAAUGCUUAUAGGGAGGUUUUGGAAUCUGAACCUCCAGAGUGGCUUAACGACAGUUCAACUAAUGUAUGCAUGCAGUGUACAUCCCCCUUCACUGCCAUAACGCGUGGAAGGCAUCAUUGCCGAUUUUGUGGAGGAAUAUUUUGUAGGGCGUGUUCAAAAGGGAGAUGCUUAUUGCCUGUAAAGUUUAGAGAGAGAAACCCACAGCGUGUUUGUGACACCUGUUAUGAGAGGCUUGAUCCGUUGCAGGGUAUACUGAUCCAUGGGAUUAGCAAUGCUAUGCAGGCCGCAAAGCAUGAUGUGAUGGACUGGACUUGCUCCAGAGCCUGGUUGAAUCUUCCUGUUGGUUUCUCAAUGGAGUAUGAGAUAUACAAGUCAACUAAUUCUUUGAGGAGCUAUACCCAGGUUGCUCGGUUGAAUCCCGAGCGGUCUAUACCUGCAGCUGUGCUGAAAGGAGCCAGAGGUCUUGCAAUAUUGACUGUCGCCAAAGCGGGUGCUCUUGUUACGUACAAACUGGGGACUGGUCUGGUUGUCGUUCGAAGAACAGAUGGGUCAUGGUCUGCACCAUCAGCAAUAGUCUCAAUGGGUUUGGGAUGGGGUCCACAGGUUGGAGGGGAGCUCAUGGACUUCAUAAUUGUGCUACAUGACUCUAAAGCCGUAAAAACAUUUUGUAGCCGCAUGCACUUUUCUCUUGGAGCUGGAUGCAGUGUUGCGGCUGGUCCAGUUGGAAGGGUUUUGGAGGCAGAUGUUCGUGCUGGAGACAAAGGUUCUGGGAUGUGCUAUACUUACAGUUGUAGUAAAGGUGCAUUUGUUGGAGUAUCACUGGAGGGAAACAUUGUUGCAACCAGAAUGGAUACCAAUCUUCGGUUUUACGGUGAUCCAUAUCUUACUACCGCCGAUAUCCUUCUUGGGACAGUAGUGGAAAGACCAAGAGCUGCCAAGCCGUUGUACAAUGCCCUUGAUAAUCUCUAUGCCAAGGUUCCAUUGCAGAUUGACACAGAGUCCCUAUGAGAAUCUCUUCAUUCUUCUUUAAAGCACAGACUGGUGUAAAAGUGUACAGUGUCAUAUAGUGUCAUAUAGACCAGGAUGAUUUGCUAUUCAUUUACGCGCAGUUAAGCUGUGUGUGUACAUAUAUGCUGACAAUUGUGAAAUUGGUUACUACGUAUUAUGAUGCAUCUUCAUUUGGUUCUUAUUUAGUCUCCUUUUUUUUGGCUUCAUCCAACUACAACAUAGACCUACACACUAUUAAAAAAAAAAAAUACUACUGGGUA